GCUCAAGUGACAGUUCCUCAUUAAAGCUUCACCAAUCCAAUUGCGGGGGACCCUUGUCAAUGUCACGUUAUAAUGGCGAGUUCAUAAAAAAUGGUACUUACAUUUAUUCACUGAAAUUAUGUUCAGUAACGUUGGAUAUUUUAGUAAUUUUAUAGUCGAAAUUUCAAUGCUCUAACGAGAAACGAGAAACUAGGUACCUAGGUAAUAUUGAAGUGGAGCGAAAGUAUAACCUGGAAGUCUUCUCCCCUGGUUUAGAUGUCGUAUAGGCGUUAAUAGGAAACAACUGAAUACCGAACCUAUUCAUAUUUCCAGAAUAAAACCAUCAUGAUUUUAAAGGCCUAAACAAACUCAUAGGUACAUAAGAGGUCAAUUCAAGUCCAUAUUUAAACCCCAAAAUUCAAACACAAUGGCGCUCCCCAACUUCUCACCAGAAUCCUGGAUCGUCUACGCAACAGCCUUCAUCCUCAUCCCCAUCCUAACCAUCAUCAUCGUCAUCCAAUCUUAUUCCCAGCGGAAACUCAACCCACGAGAACCCACAGUCCUCGCGCCCGCAAUCCCCGUGAUCGGACACAUAAUAGGCAUGGCGAUCUUCGGCGGUCGGUAUAUCAAGAAUCUCGGAAUCCGGCACCGCGAUCUCCCUAUUUUCACACUCCCCGUCCCCGGAUCCCGCAUCUACAUCGUCGCAGACCCAUCCCUCGCUGUCGCCGUGCAGCGCGCGUCCAAAGUUCUCUCUUUCACCCCCAUCAUCCCAGAAGUCACCGAGCGUGUACUCGGCCUCGACGCCGCAACCAUGGAAAUCACGCGCAAGAACCUCGACCCAGGACCCGGCGAGGAGCGCGGCUUUCUCGCCGAUAUCCAGGAUAUGGUGUACGUACAGCUGGGUCCGGGGUCGUACCUCGAAGAGCUCAGUCUCGCCGCAGCUCACGAGAUACAGGACGAAAUCGCCUCUGUCACCACACAGCCUACUAGCCCUAUAGACCUCCUCUCAUGGGUUCGCCAUCUCGUCACCGUAUCAACCGCAAAGUACCUCUACGGGCCGCAGAACCCAAUCGCCGUAGACCCGUCUCUCGAAACCUCGUUCUGGGACUUCGACCACGGGCUCGGGUCCCUGCUAAUGAAUAUUUACCCUUCGAUUACAGCCCCGAAGGCGUAUUUGGGCCGUGAAAAACUAUCCGCGGCGCUUCUUGUGUACUUAGAAGCAGGCCUGCACAAGAAGGGAUCAUCAAUCGUGCAGCGGCGCGUAGAAAUUGCACAGCAGCACGGGUGGGCUUUACCAGCCAUCGCACGCGAAGAACUCUCCUUCCUCUUCGCGGGGAUCGUGAACGCCACAACGUCGACAUUCUGGAUUUUGGUGCACCUAUACGCCGACCCCUCGCUACUAGCUAGCGUGCGAGAGGAAGUCCAAGCAGUUCUCGAAACACCCAAACUAGAUUCAACUUCAGGGAGGGCUCGAUUGUACCUCACGGACCUCCGAGACACCUGCCCCGUCCUCGUGGCCGUGUAUCGCGAAUGCCUGCGUCUCGGAUCCGACACCUAUUCCACUCGCCUAGUGAAGCAGGACCACAUCCUCGCAAACCAGUACUUCCUAGCGAAGAACUCUGUAGUUCAGAUCGCAGGCGGCGUCAUCCACGCCGAUAGCCGGAUCUGGGGCGAAGAUGUCGAUUCGUUCAACCCUAAGCGCUUUCUGGUUACGAAGGAAGGUGGCGUCGGAAAAGAAAAUGGAGGGGUGGGGGGAGUGGUGAAACAGAAACAAAAUAACGCAUUCCAUCCCGCGGCUUUUAGGGCUUUCGGUGGAGGCAAGACAUUGUGCCCUGGACGCCACUUCGCCAUGAAUGAAAUCCUGGCUUUCGUCGCGCUGGUCGUGCUGCAGUUUGAUAUGAAACCCGCACAUGGGGAUAAGAUUGAGGUUCCUCGGAAGAACGACGGCGUUUUGCCCGUUCAUAUCUUGGAGCCUGUUUGUCCGGUUGAGGUGUUGAUAUCGAGGCGGGAGGAUUCUGUGGCGCGGAAGGCGCGGAAAGCCAAGUUUUCCAUGUAGACGAUUAAUGGCGUGGAUGGUAUUAUGUCCUAUAAGAGGGUCUUAGACUGUUCAUAUAAUGAUGAUGGGUACCGGUACUGGGUAUAUAUGGGAUACGGGAAGGAAAUACUUCUAUCGAAAGCAUGACUGGGUUGGCAGGUGCUUAAUAGGCGAGGCAUGUUUAAUAGUCGAUCCCUUCGUGGGACUGGUUUUCAUAGGUGUAUUAUUGACUAUACAAAGUAGGAGAUGUGUGGCUUCUUCCGUAAUCUAAGCUGUGAACCCCGCUAUAAGAAAAGGACGGUCCUCUAGCACCCUCUAAC
This is a messenger RNA of Annulohypoxylon maeteangense, 2334 nucleotides long. Its product is annotated as cytochrome P450. Bases 407 to 2035 code for a protein of 542 amino acids. Gene Ontology annotation, molecular function: monooxygenase activity; iron ion binding; heme binding. The record is from RefSeq and is a predicted model, not a curated record. Lineage: Eukaryota; Fungi; Ascomycota; Sordariomycetes; Xylariales; Hypoxylaceae. The transcript is spliced from 2 exons.